This is a messenger RNA of Diaporthe citri, 960 nucleotides long. RefSeq lists its product as uncharacterized. The transcript has 3 exons. The record is from RefSeq and is a predicted model, not a curated record. Bases 1 to 960 code for a protein of 319 amino acids. Lineage: Eukaryota; Fungi; Ascomycota; Sordariomycetes; Diaporthales; Diaporthaceae.
AUGGCAUAUACUUGGGUGACAUCACCUCCGGCCAUCGUUGGGUUCGUUUUGAGCCAUGUUGCUCGAGAAGCAGCAUUGGAUCACACCCUCGCCCGGUACGCUGCAGUCAACAGGGACUGGCGCCUAUGUUCGAAACUCCCUGAACUGGAGGAGCUCUGCCUUCAAGAUGUGCAUUAUCACAACGAGCACACCAAACACCUCCAGAUCGCAGAACUCACCCCGAGACUCCCUACCAACCUGAGGCGCCUGCAUGUACUGGGUCAAGGCGGCAGAGAUCCCAAGGGCGUGUGUCGAUUUCUCGUACAACGCUUGGUAUGGUUCGGCGUAACGACACGACUGCAGGAGCUCUCUAUAACCACGAGCGGAAAUGCUGCAGAGGAAUUCUUCGAAUGUCUCAGGAAUUUGGUACCUGGCUCCUCGGCCAGAGGGACCUGCCACUGGUCGGCGCUGCAGUUCCUCACCCUCACUUGUUCUCUCCUGGAGCCAGGCGCUGCGCACGCUGCUGUCAACCGCCUACUCCACCAAGCUGGAAUGACGGCUCUUGGUCUGCCGAGAUUGCGGGAGUUGCGGCUGUUGAGCUACAAUAUAAUGGAAUGGGGUGAGCUCGAUGGCUUCUUGCGAUACGUCGCCAAAGGGCAGGAGAAAGAUGUCACUACAUACUUUGCAUCUGAACAUAUUCGUAUGGGGCGACUGGUCACGGACACCUGGAGAAAUGUCGCAUGGGAGAGCCACCGGUCCGUAUUACGAUUGUCAUCGAGCGCAACUCCCCCGUCGCCAUCCCUUGCAGUUGAAGGCCUCUUUGGUGAGCAUGGAGGGUCUGCGUUUGAGAACACUCAGUACCCACGGCCCCAUUGGACCGCAAGUGAGGUCAUGUGGAACCUAUUAGGCGCUUUUGUAUUCUUUGUGGCAUUGGUUUCGUUGUUAUCACUGCUGGUUACGCAGAUACCAUCAAAAGUGUAG